Molecule: messenger RNA, 2004 nt
Organism: Aspergillus sclerotioniger CBS 115572
Lineage: Eukaryota; Fungi; Ascomycota; Eurotiomycetes; Eurotiales; Aspergillaceae
Product: putative pyridine nucleotide-disulfide oxidoreductase
Exons: 1
Coding region: 210-1883 (557 amino acids)
Molecular function (GO): NADH dehydrogenase activity
Source: RefSeq, a predicted model, not a curated record
UUCCUCGGAACCUUAUCGCAGACUUCCGGUUCCGGCCUAUCCAUCCUCGCCGAGAAAUGAUAUCAUGAUGUGCUCAGCACCUGCCCUGAGUCCGAGUAUGCAUCGCAUCACAUAUCUAAAUCUCCGGUUCUGGAGGCCAAUUCUAUCCCAGAGAAAAAGCUCCAGCUACACUGACCGAGCCCCCGCCAAAUCACACCAUCCAUGGCACAAUGAGACUCCCUCCAGCCACCACCCUCGCUCGCAAGCGCCCAUCUUCUCUUUUCGCUUCAACCACGAAGGUUAUCACCACCAGCAGACCCCUCGCAACUCAGAUCAACCACUCGACUGCUUUCCACGAAGACCAUGACAAAGAACGAGUCGUCAUCCUUGGCUCUGGCUGGGGUGGCUACAACCUAUCCCGCCAGCUCUCCCCGGACAAAUACAAUCCCAUCAUCAUCUCCCCGCGCUCAUACUUCGUCUUCACUCCUCUCCUCACAGACGCCGCCGGCGGCUCCCUCGAUUUCUCCCACAUCGUUGAGCCCAUCCGCGAUCGCUCCUCGAAAGUCGAUUUCAUCCAAGCCGCAGCGCGGUCCGUCAACUUCGCCGAGAAAACCAUCACCUGCGAAGCCACGGUCGUGAAAAGCGGCGUGACCGAGACGCCCCGAUCCAGCGAGGACGAAGAAUUCCAAUCCCACUCAACCCAAUCCAGCGCUGCCCAACGGCCUUGGGAAACCGGUCAAACCUUCACCAUCCCCUACAACAAACUUGUCAUCGCCGUCGGCACAGUCUCCAAAACCUUCAACACGCCCGGCGUUCGCGAGAAUGCUUUUUUCUUCAAAGACAUUGGCGAUGCGCGCAAAGUCCGCCGUCGAAUAAGAGAAUGCUUCGAACUCGCCGUCUUACCCACCACCUCUCCUGAACUCCGAAACCAUCUCCUCCACUUCGCCAUCGUCGGCGCCGGUCCAACAGGGACCGAGCUCGCCGCUUCCUUACGAGACUUCAUCACCAAGGAUCUCAUCGACCUCUACCCAGCCCUAAAAGGCAUCCCACGAAUCAGUCUCUACGACAUCGCCCCAAAAGUCCUGUCCAUGUUCGACGAAAAACUCUCCAAAUACGCAAUGGACACCAUGCGCAAAGAAGGCAUCGAUAUCAAAACCGCCCACCACGUCAAGAGUCUCCGAUGGGGCGAACCCGGCGCCAGUCCCCCCUACGAAAUGGACCCCAAACGCUGCCUCACCCUCUCCACAGAAGAAGAAGGCGAAGUUGGCGUCGGAAUGUGUGUCUGGGCUACUGGCAACGCAAUGAACAAGUUUAUCCGUGACUCCCUCACAACCCUCGACACUUUACCCACAAACUCUGUCCUUCUCAACAAUCCCCAAGGGAACCCACCCCCAACCCCACCCUCCAAUACCACCUGGCACGUCAAAAAACACCCUAAAACCGGCGCCCUUCUCGUUGACGGACACCUCCGCGUCCAACUCCAAACCGAGCCUGAGUCCACCUCCAACAACACCACCGCAACCCUCCGCGACGUCUUCGCCCUAGGCGACAACGCGAUGCCCGAAACCGGGGCCCCGCCAGCAACCGCACAGGCUACAUUCCAAGAAGCGAAAUGGCUCGCUGCGAGAUUGAAUAAAGGGGACUUUGGCAGUGCGCCUCCAUUCUCGUUUUUAAAUCUAGGCACGCUCGCCUAUAUCGGGGAUGCGAAGGCGUUGAUGCAGAUCCCCCAUCAGGGGGGGAGCAAGGGAUCGGGAUAUCUGCCUGAGGGAUUGACGGGGCGGAUGGCGUGGGUGGUGUGGAACUCGGCGUAUUUGACCAUGAGUAUCAGUUGGAGGAAUAAGUUGAGGGUUGGGUUUAGGUGGAUGUUGAAUCGGAUGUUUGGGAGGGAUGUUUCGAGGUAUUGAAUUUUUGAUUCGUGGCGUAUGGAUUUAGAUAUGUGGUAUCUUUAUAAUAGACAGAUAGAUGAUGGUGGCUAUGUUAUGGGUGUGUAUAUGCACAGCAGCUACAGUAGUUACUGGGAAGGGG